AUGACGAGCUCGGAGAAGAUGACGACCAAGGUGGGUUCUCUCACUCUUCAAUACCCGACGCUAUCGAGGGAUAACUAUGCUUCGUGGGCAAUCAAGAUGAAAGUCUACAUGAAGGCUCAAGACGUGUGGGACGCCAUUGAGCCCGCGGCAGGCGCGUCCGUGGAACACAGGAAGGAUCAGAUGGCGUUGGCGGCCAUCUACCAGGGGAUUCCUGAAGAGACUUUGAUGGUGAUUGCAGAGAAGCAGAAGGCAAAAGAGGCAUGGGAGACGUUGAAAACAAUGCAUCUAGGAGCGGAUCGUGUGAGGAACGCGAAGGUGCAGACCUUGAAGUCCGAGUUCGAACUUCUCCGGAUGAAGGAGAAUGAUAAGGUCGACGAUUUUUCGACGAAGUUGACAGGAGUCAUCAACAAGAUCCGGGCUUUAGGCGGCGAGAUGGAGGAGAACUACGUCGUCAGAAAGCUACUUCGGGCGGUACCGGAGAGAUUUCUUACUAUCGUCUCCACGAUUGAACAGUUCGGGGACAUCGAUGGCAUGACACUCGAGGAGGCGAUCGGGCGUCUCAAAGCCCACGAGGAGAGGGCACGUGUUUUUCGAAACAACGUCGACGAUCACCUAUUGUUGACGCAUGCGGAGUGGCAAGCAAGGGGCAAGAAGAACGGCGGAGGCUUCCUCUCAACACAUACAACAAAUGAUGGUAGCGGACGAGGUCGAGGUCGCGGGGCCGGUCGUGGGCGUGGCCGUGGCCAAAGAGGCCGAGGCGGACAGCAGUACCACGGCAGCGGGCAGCAGCACCACGCUGCCCAAGCAGGCCGCGGAGGGGAGCACGGCGGCCAGGCAGGCCGAGGCGGCUUCGGCGGCAGAGGAGGACGUCCAGGAGGUGGUUUCGACCAUGGAGGUGCAGCUCGCCAGGAGGGGGAGAGUAGCACAAGCGGUGGUCGAGACAAAUCCAACAUCAAAUGCUUCAAUUGCGGAGUAUACGGGCACUUUCAGUCGGAGUGUCACAAGCAACGCCGCAAUCAUGAACAGGAGGCUCAUCUCACCCGUGCAUAUGACGAGGAGCCAACCUUGAUGAUGACUGUUUUAGAGGAAUCAUCAACUGUCAUUCUACUCAAUGAGGAGAAGGUGGUGCCAAACUUACUCACAGCGGGGGAGGAACAAGUUGCCAACGACGUUUGGUACCUUGACAACGGAGCUAGCAAUCACAUGACCGGCUACCGAGGCAAGUUCAAGGAGCUUGACGAGAACAUUACAUGA
Molecule: messenger RNA, 1254 nt
Organism: Asparagus officinalis (garden asparagus)
Lineage: Eukaryota; Viridiplantae; Streptophyta; Magnoliopsida; Asparagales; Asparagaceae
Exons: 1
Coding region: 1-1254 (417 amino acids)
Molecular function (GO): nucleic acid binding; zinc ion binding
Source: RefSeq, a predicted model, not a curated record